Colletotrichum higginsianum IMI 349063 is the source of this 1242-nucleotide messenger RNA. RefSeq names its product O-methyltransferase. Lineage: Eukaryota; Fungi; Ascomycota; Sordariomycetes; Glomerellales; Glomerellaceae. The record is from RefSeq and is a predicted model, not a curated record. The coding region runs from base 1 to 1242 and encodes 413 amino acids. The transcript has 3 exons. Gene Ontology annotation, molecular function: O-methyltransferase activity.
AUGGGCUCCAUUCCUGAAAGAACCCCUCUAGACGUCUCCGUCGCCGUCCAGGCCAACGAUGCCAAGAGCGUGGCAGAACUAUCCGACGCCGUAGGCUCCCUCGGCAGGACAUUCUCUCCCGAGAACGAAGAAGGCCGUCUUCAGCUACUGAAGCAGACGAGAUCGUUGCUCCAGGCUCUCGAGACACCACGCGAGACCAUGAUCAAGCACUGCUGGGCCCAGCCUUCCGUCAGCUUCGUCAUCGCCACAGGCAUCGAGUCGGGUCUUUUCAGCUACAUGGCGCAGAACCCUGGUCCCAAGAGGGUGGACCAGCUCAGCAAAGCCCUUAGCUUCGACCACGACGUCCUUUCGCGUACGAUGCGCCACCUCGGUUCGAUGGGAUACUUGAAGGAAGUCGGGCCAGACAAGUACGAAGCCACAAACUUUGCCAAGUCUCUGAGUCUUCCCAUCAUUGCAGGCGGGUAUUCUUGCAUCGUUGGCGGCUGCUGGCCUACCUUCAGCAACUUCCCGUCGUACCUCAAGAAGCACAACUGGUCGAUUCCUGCCGAUCCGACUGAAGGCCCGUUGCAGGACGUCGUGGGAAAGGACAGCAACUUCUUCAAGCACAUGAUGACCAACUACCCCGGAGGCGAAUUCCAGAGCCACAUGGCUGGGUACAGGCAGGGCAGGCCGUCGUGGAUGGACGACAGGUUUUACCCGGUUGCCGAAAGACUCAUCCGGGGCGCAGACAGGUCCGCAGACGCGGCUUUCCUCGUCGACAUCGGCGGCAGCAUCGGCCACGACCUGGACGAGUUCUGCCGCAAGCACCCGGACGCCCCCGGUCGACACAUCCUCCAGGACCUCCCGCACGUGCUCUCCCAGAUCCAAAAGAUCGACCCCAAGAUCGAGCCGAUGGAGUACGACUUCCACACGGAGCAGACGGUCAGGGGGGCCAGGGCGUACUACAUGCAUUCGGUCCUGCACGACUGGACGGACGAGGUGGGCAGGGGCAUCCUGUCGCGCGUCACGGCGGCGAUGAAGCCGGGCUACAGCAGGCUCUUGGUCAACGAGAACGUGCUGCCCCCGACGGGGGCCAACUGGCAGACGACGGCGCUGGACAUGAUGAUGAUGACGCUGUUCUCGUCGAGGGAGCGGACGGAGGAGCAGUGGCGCAGGCUGCUGGAGCCGGCGGGGCUCAGGAUCAUCAAGAUCUGGUCCCAAGGCGAGGGCGUGGAGAGUCUUAUUGAGUGCGAGUUGGCGUGA